Messenger RNA from Zingiber officinale, 3616 nucleotides. RefSeq names its product calcium-transporting ATPase 5, plasma membrane-type-like. NCBI's taxonomy places the organism in Eukaryota, Viridiplantae, Streptophyta, Magnoliopsida, Zingiberales, Zingiberaceae. The transcript has 33 exons. Bases 165 to 3437 code for a protein of 1090 amino acids. Gene Ontology annotation, molecular function: calmodulin binding; ATP hydrolysis activity; ATP binding. Gene Ontology annotation, cellular component: membrane; intracellular membrane-bounded organelle. The record is from RefSeq and is a predicted model, not a curated record. Gene Ontology annotation, biological process: calcium ion transmembrane transport.
ACGAAGACGACGACGGAGUAUCGCGAGGGACGAGGACGAGAGGAAUCUCAUCUUCUCCGAUCUCUCAUUGCCUCGUCGCCGCCACCGCCGCCGCCGCCGCCAUCGUCACCGGACCUUUCGGCAUCCCUAGAUUUUGAUCGAUCGUCCACGUCCCAGUGCGAGCGAUGGACCCAAUGCGGCGUGACGAGGAGUAUGGUCUCGGCGGAUCGUCGGAGAUCGUCGACGCGGACAAAAUAGGCGCUGAGGACGAUGCGUUCGCUAUCCCCCCGAAGAAUGCGCCGACGGAGCGUCUGCGUCGAUGGAGGCAAGCAGCUCUUGUGUUAAAUGCUGCACGUAGAUUUAGAUACACACUUGACUUGAAGAAGGAGAAUGAGAAAGAGGAAGUGAGAAGUAAAAUAAGAACCCACACACAAGUCAUACGGGCAGCAUUUCUCUUCAAAGAAGCAGGAGAAACACCACCACCACCAGAUGCUACUGGAGGAAAACCAGUACUUCAAGAAGGUGAUUUUCCUAUUGCCGUCGAAAAGCUUAUGGAAAUAAAUAGGGAACAUGAUUUAACUGCACUAAAAGAAUUUGGAGGGGUUAAGGGGCUGUCAAAUAUAUUGAAAUCCAGCACAGAGAGGGGUAUCGUUGGAGAUGAGACAGAUUUAUUAAAUAGAAGAAACAUAUUUGGGGCAAAUACAUAUCCACAAAAGAAAGGGAAGAGCUUUCUGGUUUUUGUGUGGGAGGCUUGCCAAGAUUUAACACUAAUCAUACUAAUGGUAGCUUCAGUUCUUUCUUUGGUAUUGGGUAUAAAAACAGAAGGCUUAAGUGAAGGAUGGUAUGAUGGAGGAAGCAUCGCCUUUGCUGUUAUUCUGGUUAUACUUGUUACAGCCAUCAGUGAUUAUAAACAAUCCCUCCAAUUUCAACAUCUGAAUGAAGAAAAGAGAAACAUUCACUUGGAGGUAAUUAGAGGUGGUAGAAGGAUAGAAGUUUCCAUAUAUGACAUAGUGGUUGGUGACAUUCUCCCACUUAAGAUCGGAGAUCAGGUUCCAGCUGAUGGGAUAUUAGUCUCUGGCCUUUCUCUUGCCAUUGAUGAAUCUAGUAUGACUGGAGAAGCCAAAAUUGUUCAUAAGGACCAAAAGGCACCAUUUUUGAUGUCUGGUUGCAAGGUUUCUGAUGGUUAUGGCACCAUGUUGGUAACUGCUGUCGGAAUUAAUACUGAAUGGGGUCUGUUAAUGGCUAACAUUUCCGAGGACAAUGGGGAAGAAACACCUCUGCAGGUGCGAUUGAAUGGUCUUGCCACGUUGAUUGGUACUGUGGGGUUGUCUGUUGCUGUUGCUGUUCUUGUUGUCCUUGUGUCUAGAUACUUUACUGGCCAUACCAAAAAUCCUGAUGGAACUAUUCAGUUUCUGAAGGGACAGACUAGUGCAAGUGCUGCCUUCGAUGGAGCCGUUAAAAUCCUGACUAUUGCGGUAACCAUAGUAGUCGUUGCAGUUCCAGAAGGGUUACCAUUAGCUGUGACAUUAACUCUUGCGUACUCAAUGCGAAAGAUGAUGGCAGACAAGGCUUUGGUUAGAAGACUUUCAGCUUGUGAAACCAUGGGAUCAGCAACAACAAUAUGCAGUGAUAAAACUGGUACUUUGACACUCAAUCAGAUGACCGUUGUAGAGGCUUUGGUUGGAGGGAUGAACUCCCAGUCUCUUGACAAUUGUGAUACAUUGUCUAAAUCGCUAGUUUCUUUACUGAUCGAAGGCAUUGCUCAGAAUACUACUGGAAAUGUGUUUGAGCCUGAAGAUGGUGGAAUUGUAGAGGUGACUGGCUCACCUACAGAAAAGGCAAUCCUUUCCUGGGGAAUCAAGCUGGGAAUGAAGUUCGAUCUUGUGAGGAAAAGUUCAUCAAUUCUUCAUGCAGUUCCUUUCAACUCAGAGAAAAAGCGUGGUGGUGUCGCUAUAAAUCUGGCAGACUCAACAGUUCAUGUGCACUGGAAAGGAGCUGCUGAAUUGAUCUUAGCUGCUUGUACAAGAUGGAUUGGCAUUGAUGGUUCUAUUCAAAUGCUGAAUCCAGAGAAGGCAUGUCUUAUUCUUUUAAUACCUUCAACUAAUAUCUGGCUAACAUCUUUAAUUAUACAGGUGGAUGAAUUUAAAAAAUCUAUUGAAAUCAUGGCAGCAAAGAGCCUACGUUGUGUUGCGUUUGCAUAUAAAAUGUAUGAUCACGAUAGAGUUCCAGAAGUAGAUAAGAGGGGUGAUUGGAAGUUACCUGAGGACGAACUUGUUAUGCUUGCUAUAGUUGGAAUAAAGGAUCCUUGUCGUCCAGGCGUUAGAGAGGCUGUCACAUUAUGCACCUCUGCUGGUGUCAAGGUUCGCAUGGUUACGGGCGACAAUAUAGAAACAGCCAAGGCUAUAGCUAUGGAGUGUGGAAUACUUGAUCCCACUUCAGCUCUUUCUGAGUCAAGCAUCAUUGAGGGAAGAGAAUUUCGUGUCCUCUCCGAAUCUGCAAGACAAGCUAUUGCUGACAAAAUAUGUGUAAUGGGUCGGUCCUCGCCAAACGACAAACUCCUGCUUGUUCAAGCCUUGCGGAAAAAGGGGCAUGUUGUCGCCGUUACUGGAGACGGAACUAAUGAUGCUCCAGCAUUACAUGAGGCAGAUAUAGGUCUAUCAAUGGGAAUUCAGGGGACAGAAGUUGCAAAAGAAAGCUCAGACAUCAUUAUAUUGGACGACAAUUUUGCAUCCGUUGUAAAGGUUGUCCGAUGGGGCCGUUCUGUGUAUGCCAACAUUCAAAAAUUCAUUCAAUUUCAACUUACAGUCAACAUCGCAGCACUCAUAAUAAAUGUGGUAGCUGCUGUUUCAACCGGAGAUGUGCCGCUCAACGCUGUUCAGCUUCUCUGGGUCAACCUAAUCAUGGACACUCUUGGAGCACUAGCACUGGCAACAGAACCACCUACCAAUGAACUAAUGAAGAGAUCUCCUGUUGGUCGAAGAGAACCUCUAGUUACUAAUAUCAUGUGGCGAAAUAUAAUCGUACAAGCUUUAUAUCAAGUGGGAAUCCUACUAAUUUUCAACUUCGCUGGUAAGAACAUACUGCAUUUGCUGAAGGACGAUCCGGCACAUGCAGAGAAAGUCAAGACUACCUUCGUGUUCAAUACCUUCGUAUUUUGCCAAAUAUUCAAUGAAUUCAAUGCCCGUAAACCAAAUGAGAUGAAUAUCUUUAGCGGUGUGACAAAGAACUACCUUUUCAUGGGGAUCAUAGGGAUUACUUUAAUACUGCAGGUUUUGAUUAUCGAAUUCCUUGGGAAAUUUACAUCGACUGUGAGACUUAAUUGGAAGUUGUGGCUGGUGUCUAUUGUGAUUGCUCUUGUAAGCUGGCCUCUUGCGGUGAUCGGGAAGUUGAUUCCGGUUCCUGAGAUUCCUUUAGCGGUGUAUUUUUCUAGCAUCUGUUGCUCAAGAAGAUCGCAGUGAGAUAUCUCCUAGUUUCCUUCGUAAUAACAACCUUCAUGGUGAUUUAGCUUUUAUCAUAUUCGUUGAUAUUCUUGGAAAUAAGCCCGAAAGGUAUUGAACUCAAAUUCCUUGCAUGUUGAUUCUAUCAAUCUCAUGUCUCAUUGUUACUUUACACUUCCCCAGAAUAUAAAUAUCACACA